AUGUCACACGAGAACAACUUUAACCUCAAACGUGUGAUGCUCAUCUUUCUGCUAAUAUUUGAUUUAUCUCUGAAGCACAGUGCUGCACAGGUGAACGCAGAAGAAGCGAACAGGCCUCCAGAUGGACACGGAGGUGACGGCAGUGCUUUCUUCGCCCUGCGGAGCUGCCAUCAGCUGCUGCACGGCGACAGCGGUGAGUUUUUCUCCCCGGACUACCUGUGCUCCAACCCAUCUCUGUGGUGCAACUGGACCAUCCAGGUGGAUCCUGGGAAGAGGAUCCAUCUCCACCUGGAGGACUUGACCCCUGACGACUCCUGCCACCUCAAACAGGACCAGAUCCACGUGGACGAACCCGCCGGCCAUUCUGGGGGUCACAAGGUCUUGCAGAAGUGCUGGCAGGAGGCCAAGUACACCUCCUCCUCCAACACUCUGUAUGUGGUGCUGCUGAUUGGUGGCUGGCCCGACCCGCCGCCAUACAGGGGCUUCUACGGCCGCUACCAGGCGUUUGGACCGCCGGUGGCUUACAACCCACAGGAAGGCUUCACAGCGAGAGACCAGAAGUCAGAACCACCUCUGGAACCGAUUUACAUGGUUGGUGAACAGAUGGAGUCAGAUCUGCUGGAGCAUCCGUCACCAGCAAAUUCUGCUGCAGCGUAUGAUUAUUAUGGUCAACAGUCAGUCGUGAUGGCUGAGCUGCUCCGGGAGCCCGAGGACACCGAGGACACAGACACUGAGGUGGGUGAAAACCUCCAUCCAGCCUCAGGGAACUCCAGUCAUGUCUACCCAUACACAGCUGUACCCACAGCGCCAGCGUCCACCCAGGGGACCUCCCGAUCGGGAAGAGGCGUUCCUAACAUCCCCCCGAGCCGCUCUGACUCAGCCGUCCACGCUGUGUCUCCACAGCAGCAUCAUGACAGUGAAAAUCAUGAGCUCAAACCCACCAAUCGCACCCCAGCAGCGAUACGAAGGGAUGUGGAGGAAGCUUCAACCCGUCCAGAGGAUGCUGCUGAUCCAGAGGACAGGAGUGGUGCACAGGACCAAUCAGAGGACGAAGAACCUGCUGCUGGUUCAGAACAAGCUACAGACGGUGAGAACAGGACUGAGGUCAGCAAAGCCCCAGACCAGCAUCCCUCCACCUCCGAGGGACCAGAACUAGAGGAGACUGAACAGACUCACCCUCAGCCCAACGUGGUGGAGCCGCUGUCAGACCACAGAGGGAACGUCCACAUCAGAAAUCACUCUGACGCUCCUGGUCUUCUUCCUGGUGAUCACCUGUUUGAAGUGACUGUUGAGGUAAAUUUCCGUCAAGAUGCACAGGAGCCCUGGGACGACCUGGCCAAGUCCCUGCUGCUGUCAGUAAAGACUCUGAUCAGUGAGCAGCUGGAGACUCUGCACACGUCACUGUCCAUAUCCUCGAAAAGAAUAAAAAGGUUGAAUGCUGGAGUGCUGUACAUCCUCUGGCUGCAGAUUGGACAGGGGCCCCGAAGUCAGCAGGCGCACAAGGCCGUCCACUCCGCCAUGCAGGGCCUCAUUGCCACAGGUGUGGGCCUCAGAGGGACCCACAGGAAGGCAGUCAUCAUCUCUGUGUCGACUGCAGAUGUGAAUGAGUGUGGGACCCAGCUGGUGCUGUGCGACGUUAACGCGGACUGUGUGAACCGGUUUGGCUCGUACUCGUGCCGCUGCAGGCCGGGCUUUGUGGACGAGUCCCGUCUGGGAUCGGGAGGAACCGUCUGCGUGGACGUGACGGCCGCAGGUUGCGGCUCAGGCCUGUCGGCUGAGACCAAAGGCGUCUACGUACUCUUCUUCCUGCUCAGCUCCAUCAUCCUGAUGCUGCUGGCGGCCGCAGGCAUGCUGUACCACCGCCACCACCGGGGGAUGUUCCUGGUUCGUUGCCAUAGCAGCGUCCCUCCUCCUGACCCCAACAACAACCGUCACCAUCACGACAGCUACUCGAGCCCUGUCGACUCCGACCUGCCCCCGCCGCCGCCGCCCGCCCGGGGCCCCAGAGAGGGUUGGGCCCAGGUGAAGGAGCGCUGUCCGGCUGUGGACCUGCCGCUGCUUCGCUUCAGCUCUCUGCUGCCGCCGGACGGCUACAUGGAGCCACAGGAGGGCGGUAAGAUGUGAGCAGAGUGUGGGCUGAGAGCUGGG
Messenger RNA from Toxotes jaculatrix (banded archerfish), 2148 nucleotides. RefSeq lists its product as uncharacterized. The record is from RefSeq and is a predicted model, not a curated record. NCBI's taxonomy places the organism in Eukaryota, Metazoa, Chordata, Actinopteri, Toxotidae. Bases 1 to 2124 code for a protein of 707 amino acids. The transcript is spliced from 10 exons. Gene Ontology annotation, molecular function: calcium ion binding.